Ostertagia ostertagi is the source of this 561-nucleotide messenger RNA. NCBI's taxonomy places the organism in Eukaryota, Metazoa, Nematoda, Chromadorea, Rhabditida, Trichostrongylidae. The record is from the annotation of a GenBank genome assembly.
GCUUUGCGAUCGAAGGAGCAUCUUAAGGCUGGUGAUACACCAAAAGGAAAGAAGCUAAGCCUCUUACAAUGGGCCAACUCGCAGAGCAGCAACGGUCGGGUCGAGAGUGAAGAGAAACCUCCGCAAACGUCUGGUGGUGCUUCUCUUUCAGUUCAACUCACUCAAGGUCUCAUGUCCAAUGAUGUGAUAAAGCUUGAUAGCGUUCUCCGUGAGGUCAGAGUCGAGAUCAUACAGGCAACACUGUUGGAUCUCCAAGUGUCUCAUGUGGUUCCUCUGUUGAAAGCUUUGUUCGAAAGACUUAGCAGUCGGUCUGCAACUAAUAUAAAACCUUGGAUCUUGUGGAUACAGUGCAUAUUAUCUCUUCAUGCGUCCUAUCUGAGUUCGAUACGAAAUCUGGAAACUGAAUUAAGUGGACUGCUGGAGUGGAUGCGUCAGCGUAUUGGCCAUCAGCAAAAACUACUUGAACUCCAUGGUAGACUGAGCAUUGUUGGAGAACAGAUUGGACGUCGGAUGAAUCGCACAGUUGUUGUGGCACCGCAACCUCUCAUAGUUUUUAAUGAU